Magallana angulata is the source of this 2177-nucleotide messenger RNA. RefSeq names its product mucin-2-like. The record is from RefSeq and is a predicted model, not a curated record. Lineage: Eukaryota; Metazoa; Mollusca; Bivalvia; Ostreida; Ostreidae. The coding region runs from base 33 to 2177 and encodes 714 amino acids. The transcript has 5 exons.
GCGGUAAUGCCAAUCAAUUAACAACGACAACUAUGGCCCCUUAUACCAACACAGUGAAAGGACAUUUAAAGUGCAAGCACAAACCCUUCAAUUAUCUGCAUUUUAUGAUUCAAUUCGAAAACGAUGGCUGUCCUCAUUGUGCUUCAGGGGACCCAGGGUCAAUGAAUAUUAAUGGAUUUUUAAACCAUGGAGCAGAAAAAAACUGUCUGACGUUUUCUGAGUCUAUGAAAUGUCCAAAACAGUGUCACUAUACCGAUCCCAAAGAUGGAUGUAAUAAAUGUACAUGCGACUCAAACGGAAAUCAAAUAACAAAACCUACUACAACAACACCGACUACUACAACAACACCGACGACUACUACAACACCGACAACAACAACACCGACUACCACAACUAAACCGACAACUACCACAACACCGACAACAACAACACAGACUACCACAACACUGACAACAACAACAACACUGACGACUACCACAACACCGACUACCACAACAACACCGACGACUACCACAACACCGACAACAACAACACAGACUACCACAACACCGACAACAACAACAACACUGACGACUACCACAACACCGACAACUACCACAACUACACCGACAACUACCACAACACCGACAACCACAACAACACCGACAACUACCACAACUACACCGACAACUACCACAACACCGACAACCACAACAACUCCGACUACCACAACUACACCGACAACUACCACAAUACCGACAACCACAACAACACCAACUACCACAACAACACCGACUACCACAACAACACCGUCUACAACUACGACAAUACCCACUACCACAAUACCGACAACCACAACAACACCAACUACCACAACAACACCGACAACAACAACAACACCGACAACAACAACAACCCCAACAACGACUACUACACCGACUACCACAACACCGACAACCACAACACCGACAACAACAAGACCGACAACAACAACAAACCCAACAACGACUACUACACCGACUACCACAACAACACCGACUACAACUACAACACCGACAACGACUACAACAACACCUACUACAACAACAACGCCGACAACUACAACAACUCCGACUACCACAACAACACCGACGACUACCACAACACCGACAACCACAACACCGACAACCACAACACCGACAACAACAACAACGACUACUACACCGACUACCACAACAACACCCACUACUACUACAACACCGACAACGACUACAACAACACCUACUACAACAACAACGCCGACAACUACAACAACUCCGACGACUACCACAACACCGACAACCACAACAUCACCGACUACAACAACACCUACUACCACAACAACACCGUCUACAACUACGACAAUACCCACUACCACAACACCGACAACAACAACAACCCCAACAACGACUACUACACCGACUACCACAACAACACCGUCAACAACUACAACAACACCCACUACUACUACAACACCGACAACGACUACAACAACGCCGACUACCACAACACCGACUACCACAACAACAUCGACUACCACAACAACACCGACAACCACAACAACACAGACAACCACAACACAGACUACCACAACUACACCGACAACCACAACAACACCGACAACAACUACAACAACACCCACUACUACUACAACACCGACAACGACUACAACAACGCCGACUACCACAACACCGACUACCACAACAACACCUACUACAACAACUACACCGACAACUACCACAACACCGAUAACAACAACACAGACUACCACAACUACACCGACAACCACAACAACACCGACUACAAGUACAACACCGACUACCACAACAACACCCACUUCUACAACAACACCGACCACUACUACAACACCGACGACGACUACCACGAACGCUAAAACAACAGUGACUACAAAGAAGCCAUCUACAAUAACGAAGCCUACUCCCAAGAUUACUCUCCCUCCGUCUUUAGCGUCAACUCAAAAAAUAACCCUACCUCCGUCACAGUCCACUAAAUCAGCAAUAUCGCCAACGACAACAACGCCAUCAACAACAACUGGUUGUCCUGGGUUCCCACCAAGCUGUCCUGGACCGUGUGGUAGCUUUGACCCCGUGACCUUUUGUAUGAUUUGUGAUUACAGCAUUUGUGGCAGUAAGUCCUACUUCCGCAUUAUCACAAUAUAA